AUGGCCCGACUAAACGAGACGAGCAAGGAUGCCCACGACCAGGGUGCUCAGAACGACACACAAACCAUUCCAGCAGAGUCGCACCUUGAGUACGGCGACUUUGAGAAUGACGACGACCUCACCGAAGCGGAGAAGGCGACUAUUAGACAGAAGCUCGCCACCCGCAAGAGACAGGUCACUUUUGGCCGUGGAGACGGCCAAGGCAACAGCGAGGACGAGGGCAAUGACGUCAACGCCGCUGAACGCCGACGACAGUCUUGUAGACAGUCUCUUAAGAAAGCC
Pyrenophora tritici-repentis Pt-1C-BFP is the source of this 282-nucleotide messenger RNA. The record is from RefSeq and is a predicted model, not a curated record. Lineage: Eukaryota; Fungi; Ascomycota; Dothideomycetes; Pleosporales; Pleosporaceae.